Salvia miltiorrhiza (redroot sage) is the source of this 1031-nucleotide messenger RNA. RefSeq lists its product as uncharacterized. The record is from RefSeq and is a predicted model, not a curated record. The transcript has 3 exons. Bases 210 to 626 code for a protein of 138 amino acids. NCBI's taxonomy places the organism in Eukaryota, Viridiplantae, Streptophyta, Magnoliopsida, Lamiales, Lamiaceae.
GUAGUGAGCAGUUCUCGUUCUCUAGCUCUCACGCUUUUAGCACUACUACAACCAACGGCCAAGAUCUGCUGAGGAAAUAUGGAAGAUCAACGGUCAAAAACUUGAUGAAUUUUCCAUUCAAAAAGCCAUUUCGACGGUCGCCUCGCCAGACCAAAUUCGCCCGCAAAAGAUCCCACUUUUCUGUUCUUGUUCCCGAGGAUUUGAUUUAAAUGGCGGAAAAGAAAUCAUCUAUGAGGAAGCCAGUUUUUGCCAAGGUUGAUCAGCUGCGCCCUGGCACAAAUGGGCACAAUCUCGUAGUGAAGGUUUUGAGUUCGAAGAUGGUGUUGCAAAAGGGUAGGCCGGAUGGGCCUCAAGUUCAUCAGAUGCGGAUUGCUGAGUGUCUGGUUGGAGACGAAACUGGGACUAUUUUGUUUACGGCUAGGAAUGAACAAGUGGAGGUCAUGAAGCCUGAAACUACUGUAAUUCUGAGAAAUGCCAAAAUCGACAUGUUCAAAGGAUCAAUGAGACUAGCUGUGGACAAAUGGGGGCGUGUGGAAGCAGCAGCUGAUCCUGCCACCUUCACUGUCAAAGAAGAUAAUAACCUCUCACUGGUUGAAUAUGAGUUAGUAAACAUUGUUGAGGAGUGAAGCUGCUGGUAUCCUCCUUUUUGCUUCGAUCGGUGCUUAUAAAGAAAUGCUGAAACUGGAGUGUGUUUAGGAGACAGCCAAGGUGAUAAUUUGUCGUUUUUGUGAUGAAGUUCUGGUUUACAAAAAAGCUUCUUGAACCCGUCUGUACGAAAGAAGAUCUUAAGUAUUACUCGAUGGUAAGUAAGCAUUGCAGCUGGACGUAAAAAGCAGGUAUCAUCGCAGCUUGGUUCACGGUCCAGAUUUGCUUUAGCUUGUCUAUUCUAACCGCGUGAAUUCUCUCUUAUCAAGAAAUGUCUUCUUGUAUGGAUCAAUGAAUAACUUGGAACUGCUCCCAUGAGAUGAACUACUACUGUAUUAAUGCUUAUUCCGAGUCGUAUUAAUCAUAUUUGCAAGUAUUUCUGCUCU